Molecule: messenger RNA, 570 nt
Organism: Pollicipes pollicipes
Lineage: Eukaryota; Metazoa; Arthropoda; Thecostraca; Pollicipedomorpha; Pollicipedidae
Product: sodium- and chloride-dependent betaine transporter-like
Exons: 5
Coding region: 88-570 (160 amino acids)
Cellular component (GO): membrane
Source: RefSeq, a predicted model, not a curated record
CGCGUGCUGCGCAGGAAGCCGGUCCUGCUAGGCGUUUUCGCUGUGCCCUGGUUUAUCUGCGGCCUAUCGUUCUGCACCGUGGGCGCCAUGCAAUCCAUUGGCCAGUUGAGCAGCUUCUGUGGCAGCUACGGCUUGAUGGCGCUGCUCAGUCUGCUGCAGUGUGUGGCGGUGGGCUGGAUGUACGGCGGCAUGCGCUUCCAGGCCAACUGGGCCGCCAUGCAGGGCUGCUGCUGCUGCCCCUACCCCCUCAUCUUCUGGGCGGUCGUCACACCGCUACUUCUCUUCGUGAUGCUGAUCGCGUGGUUCUUCACCCUUUCCACAUAUAACCAUGACCUGAUUCAACUAGCGGCUUUCAUCAUCACGCUGCUGGUGGUUGUCAUUUCCGCGGUGAUAAUCUUCUGCAAGCAGCCGGGCAGCGUGCGACAGAAAUGGCGUGCAGUCUCUUCGCCUCAAGGUCUGGCUGACCAUCAGCUGAGGCCGCGCGACCGACGCUACAACAACGUCGCCAUGGGGAACGUGGGCGCGUGGCGGCCGGAACCGACCGCCCAGCUGAGCCUGACGCCCCGGUGA